AUGGCGGGUACGACAUGGCGGGCACUGUUGCUCCUUGGCGUCGUCCUGACGGUGCAGCUGUGCGGGUGCACCGCGUACGUCGGCGGCGGGUUUAGUGUGGAGUUCAUCCACCGGGACUCUCCCAAGUCGCCACUCCACGACCCGUCGCUCACCUCCAACGACCGCGUGCUUGCCGCUGUGCGGCGUUCCACGGCGCGCUCGUACACCGUCCGCGAUCCUUCCGGCGGCGUGGCCGAGAUCAGGUCCAGUCCGUACGAGUACCUGAUGUACGUCAACAUCGGCACGCCGCGCACCCGGAUGCUCGCCAUCGUCAGCACCGGCAGCAACCUCAUGUCGUUCAAAUGCACCAACGGGACCUCCGGUCCUCCGCCAGCCGCUGGGGCCGCGCCGGUGAGCUACGUGUUCGACACGUCCUCCUCGUCGUCCUACGGCCUCGUGGCCUGCCGGCUGCCCUCAUGCCACGCGGUCCGCGUCACCUCCUGCGACGCCAACUCCAUCUGCCAGUACCACUUCUCCUACAGCGACCGCUCCACGACGGACGGCAUCCUCUCCACAGAGACCUUCAUCUUCGACGACGCUCCCGGCGGCUGUGUUGGAUGCCGCGAACGUCCGCAGCUGCAACUGACCAGAGUCAACUUCGGCUGCAACACAAACACGAACGGCGGCAACCCGUUCCUCUUGGCCGGCAAUGUCGGCUUGGGCGCCGGGAGCAUCUCCCUCGUCAACCAGAUCGGCGCCGCGACAUCGCUCGGCCGGAGGUUCUCGUACUGCCUCGCGCCCUUCUCCGUCAACGCCUCCUCCAUCAUCAACUUCGGCGCUCGCGCCGCCGUGACGGAGCCUGGCGCGGUGACCACGCCGCUGAUCCCCUCGGCCGUGGACGCUUACUACACCAUCCUGCUCACGUCCGUCAAGAUCGGGAACUCGACCAUCGCGCUGCUGGACCCGAUCAUGGGGGAGCUCACCAAGAGCAUCAAGCUCCCGCUGAAGCAGUCGCCAGAGAAGCUGCUGGACCUGUGCUACGACGUGGGCGGGACGAUUCAGGACUGGGUGCUGGAGAAGCUUUUCCCGGAAGUGACGCUGGGGUUUGGCGGCGGCGCCGUGAUUACCCUGAAGGCGAAGAACGCGUUCAUACAGCCGCAGCCGGGGACCGUGUGCUUGGCCAUGUCGGCGGCGACGGACAAUGUGGCGGUCAUCGGGAACAUCGCGCAGCAGAACUUCUGGGUUGGCUUCGACCUGGACAAGGGCGCCAUCACCUUCGCCGCUGCCGACUGCGCGAAAUCCUACCCCUCUCCUCCCGCCUCUAAUCACCAUGAGUAG
This is a messenger RNA of Triticum dicoccoides, 1317 nucleotides long. Its product is annotated as aspartic proteinase CDR1-like. Gene Ontology annotation, cellular component: extracellular region. Bases 1 to 1317 code for a protein of 438 amino acids. NCBI's taxonomy places the organism in Eukaryota, Viridiplantae, Streptophyta, Magnoliopsida, Poales, Poaceae. The transcript has 2 exons. The record is from RefSeq and is a predicted model, not a curated record.